GUGCGAUACUGCGCCUUUGUUCCCUGUAACCUUGAAGAGGUCCGGCGGUCGUAGACGGAAUGUCUACACCGGCUGCUCGAUCUUUUACAACUACCGGGACCACCCGGACCCGCAACGGGCUCACGUGGGCACCAACAUCUCCGACCGACUGGGAAUCCGCACACCCUCGGAGAAGGCGGU
Messenger RNA from Symbiodinium necroappetens, 180 nucleotides. NCBI's taxonomy places the organism in Eukaryota, Dinophyceae, Suessiales, Symbiodiniaceae. The record is from the annotation of a GenBank genome assembly.